This is a messenger RNA of Cladophialophora psammophila CBS 110553, 1077 nucleotides long. RefSeq lists its product as uncharacterized. Gene Ontology annotation, molecular function: DNA-binding transcription factor activity; transcription cis-regulatory region binding. Gene Ontology annotation, biological process: positive regulation of transcription by RNA polymerase II. Lineage: Eukaryota; Fungi; Ascomycota; Eurotiomycetes; Chaetothyriales; Herpotrichiellaceae. Bases 1 to 1077 code for a protein of 358 amino acids. The record is from RefSeq and is a predicted model, not a curated record. Gene Ontology annotation, cellular component: nucleus. The transcript has 2 exons.
AUGGCCAUGCAGGUCCCCCAUCUGCUGUCUGCAACUCUUGCUCUAGCAGCUGCGCACCGCCGAACAUCCGGCCUUUCUGAAGGAGAUUGUCAAUUUGAACUGAUGAAGGGGAGCAGCCUUACACAGUUGAGAUCUGCCCUAGGCCAAUUCAGUCCACCCGAAAACGACAAAGUCCUUGCCACCACCCUGCUCCUAUGUAUGGCCGAAGUCAUAUCCCCUCCUACAAGCAUCUCAUCGUGGAGGUCACAUCUCUAUGGCGCUGGCACCCUCUCUGCCCAACACAGCCGCUCAAGCGGCGCCAGUGUAUCGGCCAUUUCCGGCUUUCUCAGGAGAAAAUACCGUGCUCUGCAAGCAGUAGCUUUGGCUUGUUGUUCGAAAAGAUUCGAGGGGUGCAUACUAACCACUCAUUGUGAUGAUGGCCAUGCUUAUAUUGACGACUUAGCCGGAUAUUCUACGAACCUGCUGCCGAUUUUUGAAGAGAUUAACAACCUGGAGCGAAUGCGAGAGGAUUUCAACUCUGAUUUUUGCUGCGACUGUCCGCCUGGACCACCGCAUUUUGACUGCAAUUCGCCUCUGGAGCACAAGUCCCACUUAUUAUUCGACCGCAUCAGAGCAUUAAUGGCACAGAGAAAGAUGUCACGGACACAGAGUGAUGGAGACCUUCCUUGGGCCGUCUAUCAUGACCUCUACCUCGUCGAUGAAGCCCAUCACCAUAUGGCCCUUCUUCAGAUCUUUCGUCGUGGAUCCUUGUCCGUUCCUUUGCAACUGAUCGACGAUAGCAGACGAUCAAUCCUAGAUUGUCUCACUGCGGUCACGUACCAAGCCGGCCCCUGCCCCGGGGUGGCCGCGCUUCCUCCUUUGUUCGUGGCGGGUAUCCUAUGUACCGAUAAAUCAGACAGGGACAAGGUCUGCAGCUUGCUGAAAACCAUGUGGAUGAAUUACGGAAUGGGAAAUGUGAGGUCUUGUCAGACUGUGCUACAAAAGUGGUGGAAGCAACAGGAUGAGAGGUCUGCUCAAUCGGCGCUUUCAGGGCAGCUGCGAGAUUUUCAAGUUGAUGAUGAUGUCCUCCCAUAUUGA